Molecule: messenger RNA, 3232 nt
Organism: Diospyros lotus (date-plum)
Lineage: Eukaryota; Viridiplantae; Streptophyta; Magnoliopsida; Ericales; Ebenaceae
Product: toMV resistance protein Tm-2(2)-like
Exons: 4
Coding region: 89-2701 (870 amino acids)
Biological process (GO): defense response to other organism
Molecular function (GO): ADP binding
Source: RefSeq, a predicted model, not a curated record
UUCUUGGAAGUUGUUCUCCUUAUUUCUACUACUGCACUUCCAUUAUUCGUCUGCCCGAUUGAAGGCUGUUGCUGCCGGGAAAUGUAACAUGGCAGAAAUGCUUAUUUCAAGGGCUGUCCAGAGACUUGCUGAGAUAGUAGCUAUUCUAAUUGCAAAAGAAGGCUCUCGCUUGUCUGAGUUGGAAGAAAACUUCAAUUGGCUUCGAGAUGAGAUGAGUUAUAUUAAAACUUUCUUGGAAAAAGCUGAUGCAGUAGAGUCAGAAAUAGGAGGAUUGGAUGACUUCAUCAGGAGCACUUGCGAUCUUGCUUAUGAUUUGGAGGAUAUCAUGGAAGAGUACUUCCCUAUGCUAUCACCACCUAGAAGGAAUGGCUGGAAGGGGCGUCUUGGUUGGUUUUUGAAAGCCAAAACUGUUCGUGACUUUGCGGUGGAGAUUGAAAAAAUAAAACGAAGGGCGAUGGAUAUAAAUCGCCGGAGAAACACUUAUAAAGUCCCAGAUGUCCCAGAUGCAAGUGAUUGUCCUGGAAAACAGGGAUGGGAUCCAAGAAGAACUUUUCCUCACAUUGACGAAGUAAAUGUUGUUGGCAUGAAAGAACACAUUGAGGAAUUGGAGGACAAACUGAAGGAUCAAGAUUCAGAGCAUCGUGUGAUCUCAAUUACAGGCAUGGCCGGUAUAGGCAAGACAACACUGGCCAGAAAGGUAUAUAAUUCUGUUCGGCAAAUGUUUGAGUGUUCAGCUUGGAUUUAUGUCUCUCGACGACCAAACCCAAAUGAACUUUUACAUAAUAUAGCAAAGCAGGUUGGCUUGACUGACGAGGAGCGCAAACAGGACUUGGAGGGUAAUUUGUUUCACCAUUUAAGCCUAAAAAGGUUUGUGAUAGUAAUUGAUGAUAUAUGGGACACUGAACAUUGGGAUGUUUUAAAAAACGGCAUUCCUGAUAAUUUCACGAAUGACAGUAGAAUUAUCAUCACUUCCCGAUCCAAAGAUAUAUGUGUACGAAUUGGUGGGCAAAUUUUUUUAUAUGAAUUGCAACCCUUAGACGAAGAAAAGAGUAGAGAGCUCUUCUUCAAAGUGGUUAUGGCUGCCCCACAAGACAAUGAUGAAGAUGGUGAUCCCUCACAAUUGGAAAACAUUGGUGAGAAAAUACUAAAGAAAUGUGGCGGUGUGCCGCUUGCGAUAGUAGUUAUAGCAGGCGUGUUGUUAUCAAGAAAGAGAAGCAUACAAGCAUGGAAAGGGGUAUUAGAGAGUAUAGGUAAAGAUGAACACCAAUGUUCAAAGAUAUUUGCUUUGAGCUACAAGGAUUUACCUUUAAUGUUGAAAUCAUGUUUUUUAUACUUUGGUCUAUUUCCAGAGGAUUACGAAAUUUCUACAUUCAGACUAAUCAAUUUAUGGGCAGCUGAAGGAUUUAUACAUGGCAGUGGAGUAAGGGCAGUUGAGGAUGUGGGGCAAGAUUACCUAAAUCAAUUAGUUGGUAGAAACCUAAUUCAAGUUGUCAAGAGGAGGUUGGACGGGACAGUUAAACUUUGUCGUAUUCAUGAUAUCUUGCACGAUCUUUGCAUUAGCAAGGCUAGGGAGACGAACUUUCUUAACACACUCGAUAAUGUAGCCACUAGUGCAUAUUCCCUUGCACCACGCAGAGUCACUACCUCUUUUCAAAGUGAUGCUAGCAACUACGUUUCUUCAAAUCUUCAAACUCCAAAGCUUCGGGCUUUGUUAUGUUUCGAUGAUUCUACAACGAAAGGUUUCUGGGAAGUUAAGCUUCGUCUUAGAAACUUCAAAUCUCUUCAAGUGCUAAUUUUAACGUACUCAAGUGGGCUGAGGGCUCCUAUGAAUGAAAUUGUGAAGUUAAAACACCUCUAUCACCUUCAAUUGGGAGGGGAGUAUGUUAUAGAGCUUCCUAACGCCAUAAGCAAUUUGAAAAAUUUGCUGACCUUGGAUCUAAAUUUUCUCGAAGUCAUCCUCCCUAAGGUCAUCUGGAAAAUGAAGCAACUAAGACAUAUUCGAUUACCUCAUAACUGUAGGGCUCCUUCAGUCCGUGGGUUCCACUUGGAUUGCCAUAGGUUCCAUCCAUUUGAAGUUUCUUUACCAAACCUGCAGACCCUCUUUGGAUUGCCUGUCAAAGUUUUUGAGGCCAAUUGGUUGCACAAAAUUGAUAGUUUGAGAAGACUGAAAAUCUAUUUUAUAACUAAGCAUUUCAUUGGGGUAUUGUCAAGUGCAAACUCCCUGUUACAGAAGCUAGAGGAAUUGCUUAUAUUUUCGCCAGACGAUAUGAAAUCGGCCUUGGAUCUGUCUAGAUAUGUAAGCCUUCGUAAGUUAUUCAUAAGCGGCAGCGGCAUAGUGGAUUUUACACGACAUGAUAAACUGCCAACAUGCCUCACAGAGCUUGUCCUUUAUGUAACUAACCUGGAAAUGGACCCAAUGGUGACUUUGAAGAAACUACCUAAACUUAAGUUCCUUAUGCUUGAAAGGGAUUCAUACCUUGGGGAGAAGAUGGUAUGCUCUGGAGAAGCUGACAGCUUUCCUCAACUCAAGGUAUUGAAAAUUGCUGCAAAGAGUCUAAAGGAGUUUGUAGCUGAGGAAGGAGCAAUGCCUGAACUCAAGGACCUUACCCUUACUAAGUGCAUACCAAGAAUGAGAGUUCCAGAUAGAAUCGGAAAAAUAAUCACGAUUGACCCAAACAUGAGAGCCUACGAGACGUGGUAGUCAGAUCCGUGACUUCAUUUCCGUGACUUCAUUUUGGAAGGUGAAAGCACCAACUAAAGGAUGACAAAUACACGGGCUCUUGAUCUUCAGACUGCUUGCUCCUCAAUGUAAUCUUGCGACAUGAUGUCUUUCGGCUGAUUGCUUCUCAUGAGAAGGAAAAUGGUAAGGGUAAAGCUAAAGUUGAGGGCGAGGACCUCGCCACCUAGCAGCCAGCAGUGUCGGUAGGGUGUACAGUUUGCUGCCCCCGUCUUCUCUGAUGUUUUGUCAGGAGUCCUGACUCUUAUUUUUGACUGUGCCGGGUUAUCCCUCGUUUUUCCUACUUAUUGGCACAGGGUUUGUAUGUAUUUUUAUAUACUCCGUGCCCGCUGUUCCAACGGGGUACUUGUGGGCAUGCAUGUAUAUUGUUUUGCUUCCGUUGUUGUAUUUUUCGUAUGUAUGCAUGCCAGGGUAUUUUUAUCUUAUGUCUAUCUCUUUCCUCUACGUAAGCACUUUCGUUCGGAUAAACCAGGUGGUUGGGAUAUCCGGGCGGGG